This is a messenger RNA of Ooceraea biroi (clonal raider ant), 3452 nucleotides long. RefSeq names its product POP1 ribonuclease P/MRP subunit (gene Pop1). Gene Ontology annotation, biological process: tRNA 5'-leader removal. The record is from RefSeq and is a predicted model, not a curated record. Gene Ontology annotation, cellular component: ribonuclease MRP complex; nucleolar ribonuclease P complex. NCBI's taxonomy places the organism in Eukaryota, Metazoa, Arthropoda, Insecta, Hymenoptera, Formicidae.
GCUUUGAAAAUUCAAAACAUCACGAGACACGUGCUUUUAACCUCAGUUUUGUGCCGGCGUGUAUGAAGUGAUGUAAGGAUUAUCAUGGCAGACAAAGAACAGUUUGAUGAAUUUUUGGGAGGAUCCCAAUCACUUCCACACGAAGUGCCAAUUAUGAACUUCGUCGCUUCAAGAAUUCAGGAAAUGUCUGCAAUGAUACAUUCAAUAGAGAAUCCUAAGCAGAACAAGCUGGUGUUUCAAAAGCUUCCUGUCUACAUGCGUAGGCGUGUCAUGUCUCACAACGUCAAGAGACUACCGCGUAGGCUGCGAGAGGCACAUUUGGCGCAGAUGAGAAAAUCAACAAAUGACACAAAUGUCCCGUCGACGAGCAAACGGCCGUGUCGGAAGUACCGUCGCAGACCGACUAAUCUUCUCUCAGAGUACAAUCGUAGGCAGCGCGAUAAGGUUUGGUUGGAGACCCACAUCUGGCACGCGAAGCGUUUCCAUAUGAUCGAUACAUGGGGAUACAGACUCCCAAAUUAUCCAAAUGACAAGUGUUUCCGAGCUAAUUAUCGUGCGGUUACGCAACACUGCCUGCUGCAAGACAUUUCCUACUACACCUGCGUCGAGAUAACAGGACAGGAGAAUCUGCUGACGACAACUCUUGACAUGCACUGUGAUCCAUCGAAGUCAACAUUUGCAGCGAAAAACUACAUUAAAGGUAGGAGAGAGGGUACCCUGAUGUUCUUCAAGAAGAACGGCUGUCCACAUUCUCCUAUUGGUCACGUGCACUUUUUGUGGAAACCGAGCGAGUUGGAACUUAGGACUAUUUGGAUCUGGGUACAUCCCUCUUUUUACGAUGAGUUUCAUGCUGAAAUUAUAUCGAAUUUUGAAUUUAAACUGGACAAUGCUGAGUGUGAUACAACUCAGCUUACAAAUGAUGAUGAUCUUUACACGAAUGUUGAAGGUUGCAAAAUGAUGAUAUUGAGAUAUGCGUUAAAUAGAUUUCGAUUGCACGGUCCAUCAAUUCUCAGCGUACUGACGGAAGCGUUACAUCUACCAUCCUCAACUGAAUCAGGUUUCCGUUCGGAAAUGGAUUGCGCUGUGACGAAAGAACAAGAUUUAACCAUCACGACAUCAGUAGACAAGAAUGUCCUGCAAUCUGUAGAAGAGAUGGCGAUUGGUGAGGAGGAUUCGAAAGAUUCGAAGAAGAUCGAAGAUGAAGAAGUGCUUUCCAAAGGUGAUUUGAACACCCAGGAAUCCUGUGACAAACAGUGGCACAUUAAAUAUUAUGAAAAUCAAGAGAACAUGGAGGCCUUUAAGACACAGCGACGAGUGUGGGAAACAUUGAAAUCUGUAGCAUCGAAGGCUCAGGCACCAAGUGAGCGGGAGGCUUCAACAUUUGACAUGAUUAUGGGAAUAACUGUUCUGGAUCCACGUUUCUAUUUACCCGACAAGAGGACGAAGUCGGAAAGGGAAAAUGAGGCAGAAAAGAACGUAACAUCUUGGAACUUCAGGGUGGUUGAUCAAGUCCCUAAUAUGAACUGUUCCCCCAUCUGGGAUGCACAGAUACGCCGUACCGUAAGCGAUUCUUGCAUGUCUACUAGCGAGAUCAACGAGCUCAGAGGCAAAUGCGUCGUACCUGGCGUAUCGAAUGAUAGAUAUUUCGAUGAGAGCGUCAUGGCGAAGGUACCUAUACUUCUUAUUCAGAAGGAGUCUGGAGGAAGCAUUACAGGCUUGGGUUCCUGCACGGAUAUCAUCCUACCGAGCAAAUGGGCAAUGCCGUUUUGGCUCGCGCUUGUAAUGCGAGGUGCUCGUGUCGGUGCGCUUCGAGAAUCAAAGUCGAUAGCGUUCGAAAGUGUGUGUUCGAUACCAAGCAUGCCCGAUAUCAACGAGCCUGGCAGUCUCGCUUAUGCGAAAGAAGCAGCGCGUACGAGGGGGGAAUUAACUAGGAGGUAUUUCUCUUACCCGCCGAACAGAAGAGCCAAUUUCACGAAGUUUGGGAUCUCUACGCCGUUCCACUGUGACUGGAAGAUUUUGACAAACGAUUGGUCGAGUGUUAAAGAUUUUUAUAUUUUGCGCGAUCGUGAACUCUUGGUGUUCUUACAAAAUAGCAUCUGUCCUAAAAAAUACCGUAAAAAUGCAGCUGUCCAAGAUGCGGAAUCUAAUUUCGAAAAUUUCGAAAACUAUCAGAAUUGCUUGAUUCGUGUUCACGUAUCAAUGCUGGGAAAAGGAGUGGCGAAGGAGUUCGCGAUCGUAUGCAUGCCGACGUCCGAUGAUUUGGAAAAAUAUGAGAGUAACAGGAAUUGGGAAGGACCUGAGGAGAGAUGUCACGUUGAUCCGAAUGAGAAGUCUCGCAAAGAAUUGCAGAAGGAUCACUUGCAGACGCUGAAACGAUUAAGGCGACAGCGAGUGCGUCGUAAGAAAGCUCUGAAAGACACAAUAAUGAAGGUAUCACCAGAGUCUCGUAGUGAACUGUUCGAUAAUUAUGCCGAGUACGUUGACACGAGUGAUUUGUUACACCGCGACGCCCUCGUGUUCAGUCAAAGGGAAAAGAUGUCGGAAUUGUAUUUACCUGACUGCACAGAAGUGCGUUAUUCCUGUGACAGAGAGGUCAUGGGAUACUUGACAAUAGGUGACUUUUCAUUCAGGCAGGCAAAAGGCAUUGGCAUUGGUUACGUCACGGUGCCUUCAUUAAUUGUACUGGCAAGGAAAAAGUCGAAUAUCGUUCUUGUGAGGGAUACUCGGACGCGACAAUAUAGAUUAGCCAAGUUAGAGAUAUUAGGCCUUUAUUGCUAAAUGAUAUUACAUAUGUAUAAUAUCAUUUGUUAUAUAUUGAGUAUCCCUGAACGAUAUUAGACUUUUAUUAUUUAAUGCGUGUACGAAAUAGUGUAUUAUAUAUUUUUCAUUUACUCGGAGAGAAAUAUUUUUCAAAACAUACAUGUGCAGUGCAAUUAUCGCAUACAGAAUAAAUUUCAUUAGGAUCCAUAAUGAAAACUUAAAAUGAACUUAAAGUGAGGAACAAGGAAAUUUUUUGCUGAUUAUAUCUGAUUAGAUCGUUAUAUAAUAUACACGUAAUACGAUAUCUUUAUUUUAUUGAAAAUCGUUCUGGUCAGGAAAGUAUAAGUAAUUAAAUAAAUGACUGAUAUUCACGCAUAAUUGAUUUUUAUUGAUGCUUCAGAGUAUUGAACACACAGAUACCAAAGUUCCUUGUAGAUAACAUUUGGUUUUUACUUUUUUCUAUAAAAUCAUACAAAAUUCUGUAAUAAAUGUUGCGUGCGAAGGAAAAUGUGCAGUUCUCAUUAUUAAUAAAUAAUGAUCGAAGUAAGAGGCACAGAUGACUUGUAUAGCAAUAUUGUAGUUCCAUUCAUCGGCGAGAUCUGCAAGAAAAUGCGUUAUGUAGAUGGGCCUUAAAAAUAUCACAUACAGUCUUUUUUUUAAACUAAUAUGUUCAAGAGUUACAUUGAAAAAAA